Messenger RNA from Macadamia integrifolia, 3672 nucleotides. Its product is annotated as ABC transporter C family member 3-like. NCBI's taxonomy places the organism in Eukaryota, Viridiplantae, Streptophyta, Magnoliopsida, Proteales, Proteaceae. The record is from RefSeq and is a predicted model, not a curated record. Gene Ontology annotation, biological process: transmembrane transport. The transcript is spliced from 10 exons. Gene Ontology annotation, cellular component: plant-type vacuole; vacuolar membrane. Gene Ontology annotation, molecular function: ATP hydrolysis activity; ATP binding; ABC-type transporter activity. The coding region runs from base 1 to 3633 and encodes 1210 amino acids.
AUGGGACCUUUACUUGCACUUGGGCAUAGAAAAACACUGAACCUUGAAGAUGUUCCUCAUCUUGCUAAUUGUGAUAGUGCCAAUGUGGUCUUCACACGUUUUAAAAACAUGCUUGAAUCUGAUGAUAAUGACAAUGAUAAUGGUGGUCAAAUAAACACACUCAAGUUGGUGAAGGCAUUGAUUCUCUCAACAAUGAAAGAAAUUCUAUGGACAACUAUACUCCACAUUUUAUGCACAUUGGCUUCUUAUGUUGGACCAUAUCUUAUUAAGGCCUUUGUUCAGUAUCUCAAUAGCUCUCACCAACUAAAAUAUAGAGGCUAUGCUCUAGUGUUUAUUUUCUUUCUUUCAAAACUCAUAAGGUGCAUCUCAGAGAGACUCUUGUUCUUUCAAUUGCGUAAGACGGGAAUUAAAGUUCGUGCUGCUUUGUUCUCAAUAAUUUAUAAAAAGGGUCUUAUGCUUUCAAGUCAAUCAAGACAAGAGCAUACUAGUGGGGAGAACAUUAAUUUGAUGAGUGUUGAUGUUGAGAGGAUCGGCCUUUUCAGUUGGUACUUUCAUAAUAUUUGGGUAGUGCCUAUUCAACUUGUUUUAGCAUUAUUUAUCUUGUACAAGAACCUUGGGCUUGCUUCACUUGUAGCUUUUGUUUCCACAAUAAUUUUGAUGUUGGCAAAUAUUCCACUAGGAAAACUACAGGAUAAAUUUCAAAGAGAAUUGAUGGAUUCAAAAGAUCGACGGAUGAAAGUGACAUCUGAGGCUUUGAGGAAUAUGAGGAUUCUCAAGCUACAAGGUUGGGAGAUGAAAUUCUUGGCCAAGAUUAUUGAGCAUAGGAACUUUGAAACAAUAUGGUUAAAAAAAUUACUUUAUUCAUUAGCUAUGAUUUCCUUCGUCUACUUAUCUGCCCCCAUGUUUGUAUCCAUUGUUACUUUUGGAUUCUGUAUGCUUAUAGGAAUUCCAUUAGAGCCAGGGAAUAUUUUAUCUGCACUUGCAACAUUUGAGAUAUUGCAAGUGCCCAUUUAUAAUCUUCCAGACACAAUCUCCAUGGUUGUACAGACUAAAGUUUCCCUCAACAGGAUAACUACAUUCCUCUGUCUCAAUGAUCUUCAUCUGAAUAUAGUACAGAAGCUUCCAAGAGAGGGUACCAAUGUUGUAGUUGAGGUAGUCAAGGGGAAUUUCUCUUGGGACCUUCAUACUUCUAACCUCACAUUAAAAGAUCUUAAUUUCCAGGUGCUUCGUGGGAUGACAGUUGCUGUUUGUGGUUCUGUUGGGUGGGGCAAGUCAAGCCUACUUUCAUGCAUAUUAGGGGAAAUACCAAAAAUAUCUGGAGCUAUUAAGUUAAAUGGGACAAAGGCCUAUGUUGCACAAUCACCUUGGAUACAGAGUGGUAAGAUAGUAGACAAUAUAUUGUUUGGUAAGGAAAUGGACAAGGAAAGGUAUGAGAUGAUUCUUGAAGCAUGUUCAUUGAAGAAGGACUUAGAACUGUGUACUUUUGGGGACCAGACUAUCAUAGGGGAGAGAGGGAUCAACUUGAGUGGUGGACAAAAACAACGAAUACAGAUUGCACGUGCUUUGUACUAUAAUGCUGAUAUAUAUCUGCUUGAUGAUCCUUUUAGUUCUGUGGAUGCUUACACAGGAACUCAUUUAUUUAAGGAGUGCUUGCUGGGAAUUUUGGCUUCAAAAACGGUAAUUUAUGUUACCCAUCAAGUAGAGUUUUUACCUUCUGCAGAUCUUAUUCUGGUUAUGAGAGAUGGAAUGAUUACUCAAGCAGGAAAGUAUGAAGAAAUUCUUAAUUCAGGAACUGACUUUAUGGAAUUAGUGGAUACACAUAAGAAAGCUUUGGCUGACCUUAAUUCUAUCAAUCAUGGGGUUGUUUCUCAUAAUUUAGUUAAUGGUGAAGAAGAUGGUAAUACGUUGUGUAGCAAGAAGUCUAAUCAAAAUGAUGAGGAAAAUGAAUCUAAAAAUUACCAAACAGAAAAGUUAAUUGGGACAGAAGGGCAACUUGUCCAAGAAGAAAAGAGAGAAAAAGGUGGUAUUAGUCUUUCAUUCUAUUGGAAGUAUGCUACCAUUGCAUAUAAAGGUGCUUUUGUACCAUUGAUAUUUGUAACACAAAUUCUUUUUCAGCUUCUCCAAAUCGGCAGUAGUUAUUGGAUAGUAAUACCUCAUGUUAAAGGAUCCACUCUAUUAUUUGUUUAUGUUGUUUUGUUUAUGGGAAGCUCUCUUUGUAUACUUAUAAGGUCCAUGCUCAUUGUAACUAUUGGAUAUAAAACAGCCACUCUUCUCUUCAACAAAAUGCAUUUGUGCAUUUUUCAUGCUCAUAUGUCAUUUUUUGAUUCUACUCCAACUGGACGGAUUCUAAAUCGGGUUAUCGCAUGGAAAAUGUUAAUAGUUUUUAUCCCGAUGUUUGUGACAUGCAUUUGGUGCCAGCGAUACUACACAUCUGCAGCACGAGAAUUUUCACGUCUAGCUGGAGUAUGCCAAGCUCCAAUUAUACAACAUUUUGUGGAAUCUAGUAUAGGAUCAAUCACAAUUAGGUGCUUCGAUCAAGAAGAAAGGUUUAUGGAGACAAAUCUCAAGUUGGUGGAUGGGUAUUCCCGUCCCAAAUUUCAUCUCUCUGGUGCAAUUGAGUGGUUAUGCUUCCGCAUGGAUAUGUUGACAUCUAUCACAUAUGCUAUCUCUUUGGUUUUUUUGAUCUCAAUGCCAAAGGGAAUUCUUAGUCCUGGUGUUAUGGGUUUAGCAGUCACAUAUGGGCUUACUUUUAGCAUGCAUGCAGUCAUAUGGGCUCUUUGUAAUCUUGAGAAUAAAAUUAUAUCCAUUGAGAGAAUAUUGCAGUAUACUCGCAUCCCUAGUGAACCCCCUCUGUUGGUAGAAGAAAAUAGAUUAGAUUGUAAAUGGCCGUCACAAGGGAAAAUUGAUGUUAUUGAUCUACAGGUCUGGUAUGCACCACAUCUUCCUCUCGUCUUGCGAGGUCUCACAUGCACUUUCACAGGAGGGAUGAAAAUUGGCAUUGUUGGGCGAACGGGAAGUGGUAAAUCGACUCUUGUACAGGCUCUCUUCCGCAUGCUUGAACCUAUAGCCGGUCAAAUUUUGAUAGAUGAUAUCAACAUUUCUAAGAUUGGCCUUCAUGAUUUGAGGUCAAGUUUGAGCAUUAUCCCACAAGACCCAACAAUGUUUGAGGGGACGUUAAGAAGCAACCUUGACCCGCUUGAAGAAUACACUGAUGAACAAAUUUGGGAGGCAUUAGAAAAAUGUCAACUUGGUGAUGGAGUUAGAAAGAACGAAGGGAAGCUUGAUUUUGCAGUGACUGAAAAUGGAGAGAAUUGGAGCAUGGGCCAAAGACAACUACUUUGUUUAGGGCGGGUAUUACUCAAGAGGAGUAAAGUGCUAGUGCUUGAUGAAGCUACUGCAUCAGUGGAUACCAUGACUGACUACCUAAUUCAGCAAACAAUUAGUCAACACUUCUCAGGGUCUACUGUCAUCACAAUUGCACAUAGAAUAACAUCAAUUCUAAGUGUUGACAAGGUCCUUCUUCUUGAUAAUGGCCGUGUACUGGAAUAUGAUUCGCCAACCAAAUUGCUAGAGAUCAAAUCUUCAUCAUUUGCAAAACUUGUUAAGGAGUAUACUCGUAGAUGUAGUUACUAGUCUUUGAAAAGCUAAAUAAAUGAGUUUUGAAUGUUCAAA